Messenger RNA from Pogona vitticeps (central bearded dragon), 7258 nucleotides. The record is from RefSeq and is a predicted model, not a curated record. Lineage: Eukaryota; Metazoa; Chordata; Lepidosauria; Squamata; Agamidae.
UCAUCAGAACGUCCUUCAUGCCUGCAAGAACUGAGAACUGAAAUCGAAAGUUUAGUAGUGUUUUGGUAUUGCAGAUAACAAGAGUGAAGGCUGAAGUUUUCUUUUUUUUAUUUGUGGCCUCUUGGUUCCUCAGAAUUUCUCACAGUGGAUGUUCUUCCACCCCACCCAACACAUCUUGUGUGUUGUAUAACAGUGGACAUUUUGAUUGCCUGCAUAUAGCUUUAAAAGGGGGCCUGAGAAGAAUACUUAUUUAUUAUACAAACAGGAUUUCUUGGUGUUCCAUUGUUUAACAGAAUUCUGGUGUUUCAGAAGAGAGGAUCUGCUAUCAUUUCAACAUAAACAGCUGCAAAAAGUUUCUGUUCCUUUUAGGUCUGGAGAUUUGUCACCUGAUAACUAAUUCCUGUUUUACUACUAGACAGAACAUAUUUGUUUUCUUUGCUUGCAAAUUGGGAUAUAAGCAGCAAGACAGCAAAAUGGUUCCAAGUCUUCUUUGUGAUUUAUUUUAUUCCUAGGCAUACUUUAGCAUGUAAAUAUUAAUAUCUCUAGAGCCACCAUCUUCAGUUGCAAACGAUGGUGAUUCCUCCUUAGUGGGGACGAAGCAAAUUGCACGGACAGAUGAGCUUAGUACAAGAUGUCCUAUCCAACCGUUCACGAAAGUUUUGGAUGUGGGACAGAGGAGUGGGUUGUCUUAUGCAAGUAACAGGCCAUUCCAUUUAUCUUCCUGGAAGCACACGGCAUUGAGAGAGGUGACGAAUCAUCGUCUUGUUCCUCUGUCCAACCUGUGUUCCUGGCCAGUUGGUCCAAUCUUCAGCAGCCCUCAGAGGAAACGCGAGAAAGAUGUCUCCAAGAUGCAAAAAUGGCAUCAGGUUAUCCCAGGGAAUUGGAUCCAGGAAGUCAGCCUGUGCAGAUAGGAGAGGGCACACUGGAAACAGAAUCCGUAUCACUGGCUGUAGGGGAAGGGUUCCCGAAUGAGAUUUCCCUCACAUUUUCUGUCAAGAGUCGUUCUGGACAAAGCAUCAAUCCUCAGCUUCAGGAAGCAGCAAGAAAGAAACUGUGGGCCCUGGAGAAUGAUGACAAAGAUGUCUGUGCUCUUUUCAAGGAACUGUCAGCCAGACUGGUGUGCAUCCUGGCUCAGGAGAAUCGCCUUUUGCUUUCCUUCAAGACCAUAGAGGAAAUCUGGAAGUUUUCAACGUACUUAACUCUUGGCUAUGUAGGUUGCUGUUUGGAGCACCUUCUCUUCACCCCAGAGUAUUGGCUGAACUGUGCUCUGGUGGAGGACACAGAGAUCACUGUGACCAUAGAUGAAGAUCACAUGGCCACCAUGUAUCUUGGUCUUCUCCUUCAGGAAGGAAACUUCUUUGCCAGGGCAGUGGUCAGUGUCCUUGCAGAAGAAGAAGAGGAGGAAGAUCUGAAGUUCUAUAAGAAUGAGCUAGUCCACGUGAGAGAUAUUGGGUGUGAAAGUAAAUGGGAAGGGACAUCUCUGUUGACUGAUCAGAGAGGCCUUGUCCCUGUUACAGCCAUGGAGCCCUUGUCCCAUCCAUUUUACCAGUGGUUUCUAAAGAACUACCCAAUGACCUGUAGCAUCUCCAAACAAAUCGACGGACCUGACUCUUGGCAGAUUGGCCAAGGGAGGUGCACAGCCACAGAGGAUUACAGAGGGAGAGGAUGGGAUGAGCUGAGCUUCUACAAGGGUGACCUCAUAGAGGUCAUUGGCUUUCUCGUUCCGGGCCUUCAGUGGUUUAUAGGAAAGUCGACAUCCACUGAGUCAGUAGGCUUUGUCCAGACCAAAUGUGUAUGUCCCGAGACUUACGAAACAAUGAGAGACAGUCCAGUCUUUUUCAGUGAAGAAGAAAUGGCCUCCUUUCUGCAGGUUCCGUGCAAUGGCAAUGAGAUGCAUUACAGUAACCUCCUCAAUGAGUGGGCACAAACCGACAUAACCUCAGUGUACAGGCUUGAUGGCUUUGAACCUGUGGCCAUGUACCCACGAACGCCAUCAGAUGCAGUCAUAGAGGAACUUAAAGAUGGUUGGAUGUUCGAGGGUUGGAGGAAGCCGUCUAGUAAUAGCUUGCCAACUUGCAGUGAUUCUGAACAGUCCAGUCCGGUGGUUGAGUCUUCACCUUCAACCUUGGAACACUUACUUCUUCCAGAACCAGAUGACCUUGAUGACCCCAAGUUCUUUAUUGACUUGAAUGCUGGCCACAUGGAAGAUUCUGAUGUGUUUGACCCUGUCUUGACAUUCCUCAACCAGGAUGGUUAUGUGCCUCAUUUCCAAAGCCUCUAUGACCUCUCUUUUUCCUUCCUCAGUUCCACCUUCUAUGGCUUCUCCACUGAGGAGGAGCUGGUUUUAUACCUGGAGACAUCCCGGAACUGGGCCAAGAGAGGUCACCUUGCUUGGGCUCAUAUCCGGAUAUGCUAUCUCUUGGGUCGGCUUUGUGUCAAAAGAGCCAAGUUCUCCCAAGCUCGAGUUUAUUUUGAGGAAGCCCUGAGCGCAAUGGACAAGGGAUUUGAAGACUUGCCCCUGCUUGCCUCAUUGCACGCAAACCUUGCUGCCAUUUACCUGAAGCAGAAGAUGAAGCAGAAGUUCUUAUCAGUGAUUGGGAAAGCGGUGGCCCUCCUGGCCUGCCUACCUGGGCACUGCUUCAGCUCUGAGAACGAGCUUGAGGUCAUUAUGUAUGUCCUGAGAGAAGCCAUUGCGGUGGGCAACACUGCUUUGGAAGUUAGGACCUGCUUCCUUGUUGUCAGGCUCUUCUUGCAGCUGGGCAGGUAUGACGAGGUCCUACCUUUCGCAGAACGCUUGCAGUGCCUGUGUGCCAGUAUUUCCAGCCAGGACUCCAGGGCCUCCUCCUCCUCCUUGGAUACCUUGCCUGUCCUCACCUAUCUGUAUGACAAGAAGUACUUGCCACAUGUUGCCUUGGCAUCUGCUAGGCUGUUUUCCCCCAGCCAUGUCAAAGGGGUGCUGACUCCCGUUUGGAGAGCUGGCUUCGUCCUCGCUAAUGCUUCUAAGAUCAUGAAAAUUCAAGAGAGAACUACCACCUCUACCAUUGCCAGCAUCCCAGCUUUGGCUUGCCUUUAUCUGAGUCACGCUUUGGCUUUCUCCCGUGAAGGUGGAGCUCUGUCUACAGAGAGAGCCCUGUGUGCAGUUUUAUCCAAAAUGUAUCUCAAACAUGGAAUGCUGGAGGCAGCAGUGCAUUAUUCAAACAGGGCUGUUGUCCUUGGCAAAGCAGUGGGUGAGGAGGAAGCAUUUGAGUCUUCCCUUUCCUUGGGGUGGAUGCACACUUUGAACAGCCAGCCAGGGAAAGCAUCUGAGAUCAUGUUGUGCCUUCUGCAUUCUCUGCGACAGACAGACAGUGUCACCCAGGAUGGGGUUGUUCACAACCUUUUGGCCAUUGCUCUGAAAGGAGAAGGGCAGGUGCGGAAGGCAGCAGAGAACUACUUAUGGGCCUUGAAUAAAGCCCAGGAAACAGGCAACCGGCGGAACCAAGCCAUUGCCUUAUCCAACUUUGGCUGCUUGGCUGUCUUUUGCCAGGCACAUUGUCUAGCAGAGCACUAUUUCCUUCGGGCUGUUCGGCUGUAUUUUGAACUCCAGGGUGGUGAAGAUGCACAGAUGGAGCUGGUGCAGAUUCUGCUAUGGUUGGCCCAAACCCAGGUGGACAGGCAUAAGACAAAAGAGAGUCAACUGUAUUAUGAGCUGGCUUUGGCCAUUGCCUUGAAGACACGCAGUUUGAUGAGUCAGCUUCAUGUCACUGAGUCCCUCUGCCAUUUCUAUAGCAAAGUAUACCCACAUACUGAAGCCUGCAUUAUCUACCACGAGCACCAAGUUAACCUUGCUCAACAGCUACAUGACAGAGAAAUGGAAGGACAACUUCUACAGGCCCUCAGCCAACUCUACCAGAGUAUAUAUACAACAAGAUCUUUGAAGCAGGCACUUGAUUGUACCAAGCAGAGUCUGAGGAUCUUCAUUGACUUGGAGGAAACCAUCAAAACAGCAGAGGCUUGGCUACAAGCUGGGAAGCUGUACUAUCAAAUGCAAGAGGAUGAACUUGUGGAAAUGUAUUUGCAGGCAGCCAUACAGACGGCCCUGAAGCCUCAAGAUCUUCACUUAGCCAUGGAACUAUAUGAAGAAGUUGGUGAUGUCUUUUUCAAUGGCCUCCGGAACAGACAACAGGCCGUGGAAUAUUACCGGGGAGGAGCUGUACCUUUGGCUCGGAAGCUGAAGGCCAUGCAGACUGAACUGAGAGUGUUCAACAAGCUGGCUGAGCUACAGAUUGGACUUCAGAAUUACGAGAAUGCCCUGGAAUUUGCUACUUUGGCAGCCAGACUCAGUGUGGAUGUAGGAGAUAAGUUGCAAGAACUGGUUGCCUUUCACCGCCUGGCAACGGUGUACUACUUUCUGCAAAUGUAUGAAAUGGCCGAGGACUGCUACCUGAGGACACUUUCUCUGCACUCGCCAUCGCUGCAAGGUCCUCAGGAAGCCAAUUAUUACUCCAAAGUGUACUGCCGCUUGGGAGAGAUGACACUCUACAAAUUGAAGGAUGAACAAGAUGCAGCUGGUUAUUUCCUCCUGGCCUUGGCUGCUGCCACCGAGCUCGAUGACCAGACUUGGCAAGAGAAGAUACAGGCCAAGUUAGCUAAAAUAGACAAUGCUUCCCAGUCAGAUAAGGGCCCGAGAGGGUGGGCUGCAUACCGGUCCCGGUGGUUAAGUGAAGGGAAGCAUGAAGUAUGACCGCUCACUUCACAGGACUCAAGCGCUCUGAAGAAGCCACACUCAACGUCUCUCCUCAUUGCCAAAGAGCUUUCACAUGCCUCGUAGACUUGAAGUGAAGGAGUGAAUUUGUGUCCUGGUGCUUCAGGGGCACCUAUGUGUUUGAACUAAACCAUGGAAAAACCCUUGCCUGUUAUAGUCGAACACACUUUCAGAAAAGGUAAUUGAGAGUGGAUAAGAGGCAGAUCCAUCAUGUCUGUAGCCUAAUAUUUGAUCUGCAACAUCUGGGAAGAAAAAGUUCCAUCCACAUAUACAGACUUGAUUGUAUGAAUACACCCCAUAAAGAUUUUCUUUAGAGUACAAAUGGAAAGCACAAGGUAAGAUGUAAGCAAGAAUGAGUAGGGUGGAAUGGCUUUGAAGCAGCUGGAGCUAAUCUCUGAAAAGUUGCACCAAGGGGAUUUUCAGCGUGUACAUUCAACCACAGUUCCAAAGUGUGGUGUGCCCUUUCACAUGCCCUACAACUCUAGGAAGAGCAGAAAGCUCCCAAGAAAAUAAAUUUAUGAGCAUGGAACAUGAUUUUUUAGAAAGCUAUCAGUUAUCUAUGUUUAUUUUUAGAUCCCCACCCCACCCCAUUUUUUUUCUUCCAAUCUCAGGGGUUUCAUGGUGUACAUAAGCUGUAUUAAGACCAUGUAACGAAAAAAAUAGCAACAGAAAACAAUCAAUAGCGUGAAACAUGUAUUGCCUGGGGGUGGGAUGGAGAAGGAGUCACCUGUCGACUUCCAGAUGUUGUUGGAAUUCUUCCCCUUGUUAUUGACUGUGUGGUCUAGGGCUGAUGUUCUGUAGCUCAUCACAGUCUUCUGAGCUGGAAAAGUGCUUUUAAAGAAGCAAAAUGAAGGCUGAGUUCCUGGGGAUGCUUACUGUUGAGCUUAUAGUGAGGUUUCUGUUCAGGAGUCAUGCCAUUCACAUCAACUACAUACAGUUUAAGAUGUUCUGAAUGAGAACUAACAUAUAACCUGAGGCCUGUGCACAGAUAACUUGAGUCUGGCUAAGUCUGAGAAAAACAGGGGUUAAAAUGAUGCUUUCUUAUGAUUGAUUCCUUUUGUUGUUUGUUUCUGUUUAGAUUAUUGUUCUGCCUGAAGGACCUUUGAUGGAGUAGCAGUGGGGUGGGGGAGUAACUUUGUCUAGGGAUGAUGUGUUGAAAGCAGAUCUGGAUCUAUUGGCAAUGAUUUCUAGUUCUGUAUAUUUUACAAUAAUUAAUCAUUAUGGACCUCCAAGUCAAUUGUGACUUAAUAGUGACCUUCUCAGGCUGGCCAGUCCCUCCUCCUGCUGGUAUUCAGGUACUCUGCAGCUCACCUAAGGGCACACAGGUAGCCAUUAACUGCAAACACGGCGAGUGACCUUGAUUGGCCCCUCUGCCCGGAGGGAUAGUGGAGGGGGUUCCUGGCUUAGACAUUGCAGACCACUGAGCUCUGCCAGCAUUAUUUCAAAAUAGCAGCAACCAAAUGAUUAGCCAUGUUGUAAUUAUUUUUUUGGCUAAAAUGAAGAAAGCCUAGGGCAAGUCAGAGUGGGGUUAUUUUUUGUUUUUGUUUUUUGGCAUAUGGAAGGACCCUGUGCUCAAAGAAAAUAGCCAUGCACAAUGUGCUUUUUGUUCUGUGUGUACAGGGUGUCAUCUGCAGUAGGCUCUAGAUGGUAUUACCUCAAAGGUUCUGUAAGCCCCAAAUCUGUCUCCGUGUAUUGUAGAAGGUAAGCUUUGAACCUUUUCUCAUGCUAGAAAACAAGCUAAAAAGAGGAAGUAUAGGUUUGGCUUCCUGUUUUUUGUGCUUCCUCAGGAAUUUUCCAGUAGAACGUGCCUAUCUGCCAGGAUUUCUGCACUGGGAGAUGUAUUUGCUGCUCCUACAUUUGAAGCAGAAAUGCCCCCUGUGAGACACUGGUAGCUAAAGCCCUGUGCCUUGGAUUUUAUUUUAAAAAUGCUAAAAAUAAGAAUAUUAAUGAUGCAUUGUAUGUUCUGACUCUGUAAUGAAACCAUUGGGAGCUCUCCUCUGCCAGCCUUAUGUCUGUUCAGCUGAGAGGCUUGGGGCUGAGUGCCAUGGGAAACUCAGUGAAGGAAACUGGAGAGAAGUAGUCUUGGAAAUAUAGCCUUCCUGGCUUUAUGAAAAACUCUAUUUGCCCAUAAUAACCAGAGAAGACUAAUUGUGAACUGCCCUAGUCCUACAAAGGGCAAAUAUAUUUCCUCAGGAUGGGCCUCAGAAGAAAUGUCACUGUACUGGAAUUCUUCAGGCUGUACCCCGACGAUGGGACACCUGGAGUUCAGAUGCAGAAGGCCUCGGGUUCAGUCCUUGGAAUCUUCCAUUCCAAGGCUCUCAGGUAGCAGAACCAGGAAUUGACUACAGAGAGCCACUUCUAGGCCUCUUGCUUCCCUAAAGUCAGAUGGUAAGGCCAUCUGACUUUAUAUAUGCAUAUGUGAUGAUGUGUAGCAUAUAAUCCUGCUUUUUCCUUGUAUUCUCUCUCCUUUCACCACUGGAGGGCAGUAAAGACAGUGCUUCCCGUUAACGUUUA